Molecule: messenger RNA, 1680 nt
Organism: Guyanagaster necrorhizus
Lineage: Eukaryota; Fungi; Basidiomycota; Agaricomycetes; Agaricales; Physalacriaceae
Exons: 9
Coding region: 1-1680 (559 amino acids)
Biological process (GO): phospholipid biosynthetic process
Molecular function (GO): glycerone-phosphate O-acyltransferase activity; glycerol-3-phosphate O-acyltransferase activity
Source: RefSeq, a predicted model, not a curated record
AUGACUUUGAAGCUCGUGUAUCGCAUCCUUCGAAAAUUGUCGGACUGGAUAGUUGAUGGAUUCUACUCUGAAGUAUAUGUCGAAGGCGCAGAGAACGUAUCCAAGGACGGACCACUCAUCAUUGCCGCGACGCAUCACAACGAAAUCAUCGAUGUUGCUGCCCUCGCUGUAACGAUACCCUACCGACGACACGUCUGUUUUUGGGCGAAAUCCACGAUUUUUUCCAACCCCGUCUUUGGAUCUAUCCUCGCCUCGUCAGGCGCGAUACCAGUUACUCGGAACCCGAACCGUGACGACGGGUCCUCCAAGGCUGUGUUAUUCCAGUCAACCACCGCAGCGAUAGCGAAGGGUGAGGUGGUUGGUGUGUUUUCGGAAGGAGCGAGUUAUACGGAACCUACGAUUGUGCAGAUCAUGAGUGGUACAGCAUGGGCAGCGGUGGAAUAUACGAGGUGGUGCAGAGAACACGCAAAGGAUAGGCCCGACCUGGUCAUUGUCCCCGUCGGGCUGGUGUACACGGAGAAGGCGACAUUCAAAAGUAGGAUGCGAGUUCAUUAUGGCUCUCCCAUCUCUAUGGCAGAUUACUCUCACGAACUGUUCGAUAUACCGCCUGGUGCGGACCCUAAGGACGUCGGCUAUGCAGUCGUACACAAGAUAUCCAGUCGAAUAGAGAAAGAGCUUUUUGAUAUAACUAUUAAUGCUAGUGAUUGGGAGACAUUGUUCGCAGCGCAGACGGCUCGUGCGAUUCUUUGGGGAGACGAUGAAAAUGUCGAUCUAAAGAAUUGGACAGUAGUUUCACAGAUGCUCGUAGACUUUCUGUCUUGUCAUCCUACCGCAGAACCACCCCCAGAACCCAUACGACUUGCCAAGGUCUCUCUCGUCCAGUAUUUCUCACUCUUGCAUUACACUGGUCUCACCCAUGCUACCCUCGAAAAUGUCAUUUCUUCUACCUCGUAUAUACCGUCGCUUCUCCCAUCUCUGAAAACUGUACUCCUCUUUCCGAUAGCAAUACCAGCCAUACUACUUCAUGUCCCAGCAUGCAUUAUGGCCGAGCUUUCCCUCAAACUGUUCGCCAAUGUAGAUGAAUGUGAAGGGUUCGCCCAGUAUCGUUCCGUAGGCGGUGGUAUUGGUGUGGGUAUUGGUGUCACUGCGGUGUAUCGAUGGGCGAGUCACUUUCUGAGGGAUAGAGAUUUUGGGGUGCCUGCUUUUGAAUGGACGAAGCACGUUGUCACGCGUAGAGCAAAGGUCGGGAAAGUUCUAUCUUUCCUUGCGUUUAGUUGGGUGAUGAUUAAGUGGUAUGGGCUAUUUUCCGGAGGUGUCCAUCGAAGAGUAAAGACCCUCCUGGCGACGGUGCGGGUUGUCCUAGGCAUUCUUCUCCCUCCCUUCUCGUCUCUGAAGACCGAUAUGUACAAGAAGCUCCCACCGCCUCCGCCAUCCAAUGCAUUCAUCCGCAAGAGGAAAGAUGCGGGUGGCAUAUCUGCUCAGUUUUGGGACAAAAAGGAGAAAGAGGCUGAUCAAAGUCAACUUCCUCCCGUUGCUCCCAGGAAGUUGAUCAGAAUAUUGUUGGAGCAGAGGAAGGAGACGAUGGGACAAUUAAGGAGGGCAUUCACCGAGUCGGAAAGUAUUGCGGGCUAUGGUGAAAAGGUUGCCCGACUAAGAGAGAUGGGCGCAAAGAUUAAUUAA